This is a messenger RNA of Bursaphelenchus xylophilus (pine wood nematode), 923 nucleotides long. The record is from the annotation of a GenBank genome assembly. Lineage: Eukaryota; Metazoa; Nematoda; Chromadorea; Rhabditida; Aphelenchoididae.
AUGAUGAACCCCGAAAUGAGUAUGCCGGAAGAUGAUCCCAAUGGGAAUGUGAAUACGGUAAUGGGUGAAGCCAAGCCUCGAUGGGGUCCAGCACAUGCGGGUGCCAAGACACUGGCGUCAAUGUAUAGUCGAAGUGAGUGAAUUUGAUGAUGGAGAGAGUUUUAUCAGACAAAAGAAUGCAAGAGGUUAUCUCCAUUGUUGUUUCCUUGACAUUUUUUUCCACGGUCGGAAUAUUGUUAAUAUGGCGAAUUGGUGACAUCGCUCUACAUUCACUUGUUUUUGCUGCUUUCUUCGGCAUCAUUGUAGCCGACUUUGCUUCAGGUGUAGUUCAUUGGAUUGCUGACACCUGGGGUACGGUAGACACGUUCAUAGGACGGGUAAGCAAUGCAAUCUAAAAGAGAAAUUUUCAGCAUUUCAUUCGGUCUUUUCGGGAACACCAUGUGGAUCCGACCGCUAUUACACGGCAUGACUUUGUAGAAGUCAAUGGGGAUAACUUCAUGGUUUGCAUUCCGAAACUGGCUCACAUUCUCUACCAACACUUUACGUUGGAGGACGAUGAUCUGAUUGCGGUCUUACCUGAUCAUUGGUUUUGGUUGUUUCUCGGGAUUUACAGUGCGAUGACAAAUCAAGUAAGCAAGACGCACCUCGCCAUCCACUUUCAGAUACACAAAUGGUCCCACACUUACUUCAAUCUGCAUCCUUUUAUCGUGACACUACAGAGAUUACACAUAAUACUACCUCGACACCACCACAAAAUUCAUCAUAUUUCACCUCACGCCUGUGCAUACUGUAUUACGACAGGGUGGCUUAACUACCCGUUGGACAAAGUAGGAUUUUGGAGACAUCUGGAAUCGGCAGUCUCAUUCCUUACUGGACAAAAACCUCGCGAUGAUGACCUCAAAUGGGCAACAAAAACCGAAUAA